Messenger RNA from Porites evermanni, 20677 nucleotides. NCBI's taxonomy places the organism in Eukaryota, Metazoa, Cnidaria, Anthozoa, Scleractinia, Poritidae. The record is from the annotation of a GenBank genome assembly.
AUGGCGGACGAGGGAGGCAAUGACGACUUGAAGGUUUGAGAGUUUUGAAUAUAGUUUCACGGCUUGCCGCAUACCACUAGUCUUCAUUACGCAAUUUAACAUGGCAGGGUAUUCUAUAGCUGUUCCUUACGGGUAUUACUUAACGAACUUCGCUUCCUGUGAGCCUGCCUAUUAUGAACAAGAUCAGUUAACAUCAUCUUCAUUACUUCAUUCCAUUCACGGGUUAAGUUAAACUCAGCAAAUUGGCCUGCUGCCGAUGUAUAGGUCUUCAUAGCUCAAUUGGUUAGAGCACUGCAGCGCUAACGCAGAGGCCAUGGGUUCGGAUUCCGUUGAAGUCCUGAAAUUUUUUUCGGGUUAAUUUGCAAUAGAUCUUUUUAGCUUGUAUGUUUUGUUUUCCCAUUACACACCAUGUGACGAUGGUACCCCAGAGAACUGUUUCUGUCAAAUGUUGUCUUAUUCACAUGCAUCCACGUGCAUAUGUAUACAUAAUUAAUGAAAAGACAAAAGGCAAAUUCCCUGGAGAACAUCACAUGGUCUGAAUUGGGAAAAGAAAAUGUACAAGCUACGACGAUCAUAUCCUCAUUUAAAAUUUGUAUUUCUGCAGUUCAUGUCAUCUUCAUUCUUAACUCAAUAUUGUUGACUUUGUUUAAGCUGAUAGUGGUACUUGGAAUAAGACCUCAAGAGGUUUUUCAAUCUCAUGUCAAAUUCCUGCUUCUUUGUUUCACAAGGGAGAAGGAGGCAACUUUCCGAGAGAAUUUACCAGAGAAUCAGAAGUCCCUUGGGGCUUUUUAUAAGGUCCCUUGAAAUGUAUUCAGUUCCCUUGGAGUUGUUCAUAUCAUUUUCUUCUGCUUUGAGUCAGUUGUUUUUGAGAGAUUAAGUGGAAAAGUGUUGUUUCAAGGGUGCUUUUGUUUCUUCUCUUAGCCAUUUUAUGGUUCUCAGCAAAAUACGACAAAUCUAGUCCCAACCGCCCCUUCCCAAACAAAAGGGGGUGACAAAUUCCACUAGGUUACUCCUCUUAAUUUUCUACUUUAGAAACGAGAAGGAAACUAGGCUGAGUUAACCUUUGCAAAGACUUCUGGGACAGUUACUAGAAACAGGGCAAACAAAUUGACCAAUAGCUGAUCAUCCCCAGUAACCAUCCCAGAAGUCUUUGCAAAAGCUAGCCUCUUGUUUUUAAAGUGGCAAAUGGCCUAGAAGUGGAGGCUUCACCAAACAGGGGCAUAUUUUUUCAGGCUUCAGGUGUAUCAAAGGGUAGGGUUUCACUAGUUUAAGUAUAUGAAAGGGUAGGGAAAUCUGACAUUGUGGGCUAAAAGGCACAUUUUAUGGCUAUGAAAAAGACAAGAAAACUUUCUGGUGAAGUGAUUUAUUUAAGUAUAUGAAAGGGUAGGGAAAUCUGACAUUGUGGGCUAAAAGGCACAUUUUAUGGCUAUGAAAAAGACAAGAAAACUUUCUGGUGAAGUGAUUUAUUUAACAAUUAAUGAAUGAGACUGAAUGUCUUAUGAAGAAUUAUGGAGAUCGAGAAGGGUCGAUCUCCAUAAGCUCGUCCCCAGGUCUUCUCAGUUAAUGGUGCAUUAACCUGCAAAAAUGCUGCUUUUUUGACGUCAUUUCCUCGCUAAACACAAAAUUCUUCCAAAUUUGGUCAUCAGCAACUGGUUAUGGUGAAUUAUGCAUGUACUUUAGCCAAUCAGAAUUGGGGAAAUAUUAUGAAUGAAUAGUAAUCAUAUUUAAGAGACAUUGCCUUUACAGCAGUUAUACAAAAGGGGUCCUUUUUCAGUCAAAAAUGGUAUAUAGAAAGGUAAGGGGUGGAACUCUGGUCCCCCUGGGGGAUACACACUCACCCAAGUGAAAUUGUGCCUGAUCACCUAUUAAAGUCUACUGCAGUUCAGGGUGGCUGACAUAACUUGAACUUGGUUAAUGAAUGAGUAAAUAGGAAAAAGAGUCAAAAUUUUUAAGCAAAUAAGACCAUCCAGACAUUGUUAUCUUAUUACUAAUUUUAAUUUGGAAAACUUUUUGGAUUGCUUAUUUCAUUUGCUUGCAACAAUAAUAUUAGGCUGGUUAUUCCAGUUGACAUAUACUAUGUACUUGUAACAAUAAUAUUUGUAUUAAUUCUUGUAGCUAAAGGAGGUGGCUCGUAAAUUUAACAGCUUACCUGAAAGGCAAGCGAAGGUGAAUUAUUUACUUGCUUCUCAAGAGAAAGCAGAAGCAGCCAAGGUAAAGGUCAACUGAUGGUGGUAGAAAGUGAAGCACUGCAUUUUAAGGGAGUGGUUUAUAACUGUUAUACUACUACAUGAGAAAUUUCUGCAAUUUCAUUUAAUACCUACAUGUGAAAAUUAUAACCCUUGUGCGGGUAGUAGUAUAAAUAAACAAAUAAUAGCAUUAUUUGUACGUGAUAUUUCAAAAUUGUUUCAAAUUUCACAAAUAACCAUUUCAAAAUAUCACUUGUGGUAUUUAUGCCAAGUAUCACUAGAAAUCAUGCUAUUACCUAUACAAAUUAAAAACAAAAUUACUUAAGACUAGAGGUUUGCCAGUAACUUGAACUUGGAGAGAAAUCAAGAAAAGAAAGCUUUGUCCUUGUGAGAGACUGCAUAAAAUACUAACCACACCACAACACAUACUAUGCUUUUUUGUAGAUGUAAGAAUAGUACUAAUAUUUAUUACCAAAAAACAAAUUGUGUUCUGCUGUCAGCAAAUUUAAUGUAAUUUUUUUCUUUGGGCAGGAGGGGGGGUGUAAUAUUAGGAAACAGUUUACAUAUUUUAAAUAUUAUAGUAAUACUCAAUAGGCAUUUAUUAAGUCUUUUUUGCCAGCCUAUAUUCCUUGCUUAAAGUUAUCAAUUUAGGCCUUGCGUUUACAUCAGUGGUUUACUUUAUGUGUUGGCUUUUGCAAGUUAAAAAUUAAUACAUUUCAUAGUUGAGUUACAACAUAAUGUUCCUUGACUGAGUUGGUAGUUUUUGACUUACAUUUGUUUUACUUUGAUACACAGGAAGAAAAGUCCAAGAAAGAAGACACCAUUUACUGCAUCUGUCGUACUGCUGACACCAGUCGAUUUAUGAUGUAAGCUGGUAUUUGUAAUUUACUAUUGGUGGGAAAUAUUACAAUAUCAGUUACAUUGCUAUUCAUACUGGAUAAAUCUUUCCUGAUAUUUUAUUUAUUUAAACAGAACAUCUUAAUCUUACUUACAAUGCCGCUAUGUAUAUAACAUGGUAAUGUAAAGGCUGAUUUAAACAGUACGAUUUUUGCUUACGACUGUCGUGCAGGACUAGCAUACGUCUUGACUUUCGACCAUCCACACUUGCACAAUUUUCACAACGACAUCCACACGUGUGGUAUGGAUGUCAUGGGUCUAACUUACACGACACGAUCUGACAUAAAGUCAGGAUGUAUGCUAGUCUUGCAUGAUAGCUGUAAGCAAAAAUUGUACCGUCUAGAUCAGCCUUAAGGUAACCCUAACCCUAAUUUUAUUGAAUUUAAGGUGAGGUAGCAAACAAGUAUUUUGGCAAGCAAGGUUAACCUCUAGCCAAUACUGCCAAUGAUUUUAUCAAUCCACACAUGUGGCCUGUUGGGUACCCCUCAAGUCCCCUUAAGUUAACAGGGCUUCAUUGUAUUGUGAUAUGACUUGGUAGAUCACUGUCUUUAUGUUUGAAUUUUUGCAGGUUCCUUUAAUUAAUAGGCAGUGAAUUCAAACAGUCUUUGUUGAAUAACAAGUAAAGAGAAAAUCAUUACAAAAUAGUACGCUGAUGAAAAGUGCAUUGUAGAGGCACAAUAUUAAUUUUAAGGGACUGUGUGUAUAAGAGGCCUUCCAAGAGGGAAAAGCAACAGGUGACAUGGCCCCAAAAAUUGGCAACAAUCCUCUCAGAAAGCACCGACAAUAAAGAGAAAAGGAGGACAGCAACAAUCCGUUUUUUAAAUAGUGAAAGUGACAUCUGUUCAAUUUUGCAUUUUGGCUGUUUCAAGAGCCAAAUAACAAACUCUCUUCUAUUAUUCCAAACUUUUUCUGUUGUUUUCUUUGAAACAUUUUCUAAUCAUGGUGUUGUACAAGAUUUAUCCCCGACGGAGAAAGGUUAAUAACAUUAAUAUUAUUCAUUCUUUCCAGAUGCUAUAUUUGCCAUAAAUUACAAAUUGAGUUUCACAAAAGUUGAUGCCAAACCAACAGAGAAAUUUUCAUCUGAGCUAAAAUGCAGCAGUGACAUUUUUUCCUAACCUACCAGGUGACAGGUAGUCUCAGAAUAUGACUGACAAAGUGAUAGCAUGACACCCAUUGGAAGGCCUCAUACUAGUGCAUGAACAAAUGUGUACAUGAUAUUGCAGCUGUUGACUUACAUUAUUUUCUCUCAAUUCUUUCAUUUUAAUCUUGAAUGCAUCAUAAUCUUCAGCACUAAUGAUACCCUUCCACACUUCUCCAUUUUCUUUCAAAUGUUAGUUUAAAAAUGGUAUUAAUUAUUUGUUUUACUUUGUUUUGUACAGCUGUUGUGACAAAUGCAAUGAUUGGUUCCAUGGUGAUUGUAUUGGUAUUACCAAGCUGGAGGCAAAAGAAAUCAAGCAGUUUUACUGCAGGGAGUGCUUAGGUGAGUUACCCACCAUGUUCUGGCAGUAAAUGUAGAAUGAAAAUUUUCCUUACCUUUGUACCACAGUCUUGUAUCAUAUUGUAGAAAGUUACUACUAUUCAAACCAUGGUCUAACUUUGACUGAACUUUGACUGUAAAAUGUAAAUUAUUGGACAAUAGUUCUUUCCAGAUAGUAUUAUACCGGUGACUAAAUCUUCAUCAUUUAAACUUCUUCCUUUCUUGAACUUUACAAUAUUGUGCGUCGUUUUUUUUCUUUUCUUGUACAGAAAGUGAUUCAGAUCUUUGUAUAAAGUACAGAGUAAAGAAACCAAAACCAGAAAAGAAAGAUAAUAUUGUAUUAGAGAAGAAAGAAAAACAGCACCUGGUUAAGGAUGAAGUAAGUUCAUUUUGGUCACAACAUGCAGUCUGUGAUUUGUAAUACAUUAUAGCUGGACAUUGAACUCUAUAGCACAUGUACACUCAGCCCAUUUGUUUUGUUGAGAUAACAUGACAAGAGCCAGUGCAACUGAAUCGGGUUGGACAAAUGAAAGCUUGCUUUCUGCCACUAUCUUUUGUGCUGAUCUUUGAUUAAUCUGACGACGGUAUGGUAAGGUAUGGUAAAGUACAUUUCGUAUUGCAUGGUAUAGGAUGGUAAUUGAGCUUAAAAAAACUUGCUGACUUAAAAUUGACAGUAUCUGCCAUUGAUAAUGUUACUUGCCAUUUAUUGUCAGGUUUUGUUUACUAAUGUCAUGUCAACUGUUGCCAGUCAGUACUGAUUUUGAUUGCAAACACUCAAAUGCUUGGUAACUCAGAACUUGCAUGAUCUUGAGCCAACAUUGAUUUCCCCUAGGUUUUAUAGGCCAUUUUCCAUAUGAUUUUCAGUCCUUUGAUAACUUGAACUCCUUUUAGAAAGUGUAAUGAGUGCUAAUAUCAAAGUUUGAAUGUCACUAAAUGUGCUGUGCUCUACCAAAACAUGUCACUCUGUUUGCACUUCUCUUCACAAAAAGAUUUCACAUCAUUUGAAUAAAUAAUUUUUUACUUCCUAUCCCCCUAAAGCUUGAACCUUAUGUAAUUUCCCUGGAAAUGUUGAGUCUUGAACUAUAAAAACUUAAAUGUGACAUAUACAUGCUGAGCACUGGUGGUCAGGUGAAUUUUCCCUGUUUGUGCAAAUGGCUAUUGUUAUUUAUCAACCCUUUCAAGUGAUAAGUAUUCAAAAAUGUGAGUUUCUCGAAACUCAAAACUUCAUUCUAGCGUCUCGAGACUCGAUUCUCACAUCUUGAAACUUGAUUAGUUCGAGUUUUGAGAUUCGACAAUCGAGUGCGAUUCUCAAGUCGAGACUGUCAACUGACUUUUGAGGGGUACUGUAUGUAGUUAGGCAACCUAAGUUUAAGACUGCUGCUUAGUGUAAGACUGACUUUCACAUUUACGUGUACACAGGUUAGAAGUGUAUGUACCAGGUUCAGUGUUGCAUUAGGUAAUUGAAUAAUGUGCAACAUGAAUAUCCCUGACUUGUGCUUUUGCUACUAAAAUAAUGAGAUAAACUACUGUCACUACAACUACAGGGUGAUCGCAAGAGGUCACGAAGGACAUGUGGAGAAUGUGUAGCAUGUCUUACAACAGAAGACUGUGGCCAAUGUGACUUUUGUAAGGUAUGGACACUUGUAGGGACCAUUCUAUACUUGUAGCUAGUGGAGAAAGAAUUCUUCCAGGCCCAAGGUCCAGAUUAUAGCAGUAUGAGACAAAGCAACUUUAUGAUUGGAAAAGUUAAAGCAAGAAUUGAUUUUCAUACCAUUUGCCACUUUUUCUUACAAUUUUUUAUUUAUUUUUGUCUUGUCUACAAACUUGAGUAAAAAAUUUUCUUGUCAUGUGUCCAUGAAACAGCAGAGGUGAUAGGUUUGAGCAAAGGAUUAUUUAGGUGAGGGAUGUGUGUUUUGCAUGACUUUUUGUGUGUUUGUACAGGACAUGAAGAAGUUUGGUGGACCUAAUAAAAUGAGACAGAAAUGUCGCCUGCGUCAGUGCCUUGUCAAAUCAAGGGUGAGGAUAUUCUUCUACGAUGUAAAAUUUGAUGUUGUUUGAAAUUUAUUCACUGCACCAACACCUAAAGUUUGUAGUGAGGUAUUCGUCUUCAGACACAUAUUUAUUCUGAUAAUUUAUGAGUAGUUUAGAACUUUGUAGUUUGGUUAGAAGAAACAAGUCAUGAUUGCUCAUUAUUUCUAGGUCCUUUUAAGAGGAGGCACAGUGUACCGCGACAUACUUAAGGAAGAAGAGGCAAGAAGGGAAGAUCUUGAUGUUGACAUAGAGGUAAAGUGUUGAUCAUUCAACCAGGAGGAGGCAGCAUGGCUGAGUGUUUAGAGUGCUGGAAUUGCAAUCCAGAGGCUCAAAAUUAAAUCCCGUCCUAGCUGCUAGUUGGAUUUGUUCUUAGUAGUCUGGAUCACCUCCUCACUUACGCUUGUUUAUAUCCAACUGGGUUUGCCUUCAGCUUUUUGGGAUUCUUAGCCUUGUUAUGUUUAUUUUCAAAGUAUGGUUUAUUUGUGGGCCACAAUAAAGCCUACUGGGUUACCAGUAAUUUAAAGUCAAUUUAUUUAUAUCAUUUAUCAGCUUGUAUGCUCUUCUUCUGAUGGGCAGAUGAGUGAUGUGUGGACUUUUUUGUUGUGGUCAUCACAUAUUAUUUUUUGUUACAUGUAAAAACAAAUACUGGAGAACUUGAAGGUUCUGAUCAAUGUGUUUGUCUGCUGUGAAUCAAAUCAAAAGAGAAUCAGAAACAUUUAUAACCCUGUAAAUUUUUUAAACAGAGUGUAACACCAAAGAAGCAGAGAAAAGCAGUGAAGAUGAAGCAUGCUAAAUCUUCUCAGAACAGAAAGGUUUGUUAGCUCUUUCACUGUAACCUGUAUCUGUAUGUUUUUUUUUUAACUGGAAAUAACAUCAUUUGAUGAGUGAAGAAAUCAUUUACUGGAAGAAAUCAUUUACCAAGUUCAAUCAAUCAAUCAAUUGAUUUAUUUAUGUCAUGAUGUGGGAUGGGGUUGCCCAAAAAAAAGAGCGGGAGGCUCAUGUAUAAAACGCAUGACAACAAAAAUGAUUUUAAAAGAUUAAAAAUGUAUGAAAACAAAUAAAAAUCAAUAUAUCCUGGAAUGUUACGUAAUAAAUACUCAAAGCGACACCCUCCUGCAUCCCACUCAUAACACUCACAACAUUCACUCAUCGGCUAUUUUGCUUAGUACAGAACUUAACCUGAAUUUAAUUUUCACCUAUUUAUAUAGUUGAAAAUUAAAUUCAGGUUAAAAUUUUUUAAUCUAGGGUGAUUCUUAAUCUGCUUUGUCUCCUAGCCCUGAUUAUUCAUGAAUAGGGGCAAAGAGACAAAUGAAAUUGAGAAUCACUUUAUAGUAGGUUAAAAAAUUUUAACCUGGACUAAAUUUUGACCUGUAAUGUAUCCAUUUCUUGAAAGGAAAAACAAAGGCAAUCAAAUGAAAGACCACGUAAGAGAAAGAGAAUAAUGUCUAUUGAAGACAAGAUGAGAAUGUCUGCUGAUUAUUCUGAGGAAAGAGAUAAGCUGGAUGAACUUCCAGGCUGUAGACAGUGCUAUGGACCUGGAUGCACUAAGACAGCUCGUGUGGGUUCUAAAUACUGCAGUGACGAGUGCGGUAUUCAGCUAGCUGUCAGGUGCCCAAAUUCUACUGAGUGAAUUUUCACUUUGUUACUUAACAAAGUCUAUAAAUCAUUGACUGUGAUUUCCUCCUUAACUUAGAGGUUAGAGCACCCAACUGGUUCUGUGGGACACUAUCUAUUGAAUCCAAUCAGGGACUAUCGGGUGCAUUAGUCUGUUGUAAUACUCUUCUUAGUUACAAAUAUGAGGCAUUGAAACUUAGACAACCUAUGUUUAUGCGGUUGAACAACUACCCUUUGCCAUUCAUAACUACUGUAGUUAUUACACUUGUCUGGACUCCACAAAUACAUCACCUUGAUUUACAAUAAUUUCCCACCCAAAACUGAGAGCUGUGCCAACAUAACUAGGCAAGGGUUCCCAAUAGGUUUCUCGGGAUCUGUGAUUUAGUUUAUUUGAAGGCCAGCUAGACAAAAAUGGUAAUGAGAUUCAGGAUUGAAAUUAAGAAUGGUACACCCAGGCUUCUAUUUUAGGCUUCCCCACCACCAUCUUUUGCUACAUAUUUCCUGCAGUAUGUACAAGCUCUAAUGUGACAAAAUAAAUAAAUAAAUGAAUAAAUAAGUAAAUAAACGGUAUUCGAAAUUAAGUGAUAUCACAAUGUGGGAUUCAGGAAAUUUUGUAAUGUAAGCUACAUGUAGGAACAUGUAGUAUUGGGUCAAAUUCUGUCAGGUUGUUGAUUGAAGUUGAGUAUCAAUAUUAUAAGAUGACAAAAGUAAUAAUAUGAUCAGUAAAAGUUCAAUGUUUAUCAGAGAUCAUUAGUCAAACAGUUGAAAGAGAGGACAGAGGUUAUAAUGGGUAAAAUACUGAUGAAAGGAAGUCAACUGGCUGCGAGGGACAGGAUAGAUAAUUAGUGCUUGUUAUUUAACAGACGUAUUCAAGAGAUUUUGCCACAGCGCAUGGCAGAGUGGAAAAAAACUCCAAGUGUUGCUGAUCUUAAGGCUGAAGAAACUCUGAAGGAAUUAUCUAAAAAGAAGCAGGUACUGUUAAAUUGAUUUUGUUCAGUAUUCAAACUCUAAAACUAAGUUGCAUAAUUUAAUAUGUAGAUUUAGCCAAGCCUAGGAGAAUAGUUUGGCCUAUACUGACUGUUUAUUUUUUAGCUAUUCAUAUUCUUUCAAUUACGUAAAUUAUUCAAUGUGUUAUCACCCAGCUGGCAGAGGAAAAAGCUAUAAGACACCUGCUAGUACAAUAUCAGGCGCGGAUCUAGGAUAAAUACUGACCGAUUUCCUAAACGAGCGCCGAAGGCGCAAGCUUUUAGCGGGGUCCGGGGGCUGGCUCCCCCAGGUUUAGGGUUAGGGUUAGGGUUAGGAUUUUUACUCCUUAAAGUCCCCUUUCCUGGGUUUCCGAGUCAUUCAGAUGGGAUAUUGGCCAGAUUUCAACUUGGAAAGUGUUUUUAUUUUUAAAAAUAUAUUUAAUAUGAAAAAUGUGACCGAUUUCCGUAAAACGGUGGAAACCGGUGUGGAUCCGCACCUGAAUAUUCUUUUUCUAUUUGUUUUAGGAAGCUCAGGAUAAGUUGUUAGAACUUGACAGGCUGAGAAAUGAACUUGAAGCUUUUGUAGAAAAGACCAAAAAUGCUACUAUUGAAGAAACAGAGGUAAAAGCCAACUUUGUUUCAUUAAUUUUUAUUUAUUUAAUGUAACCGUUCUGUUCUUCCUUUUCACUUUAUAAGUUUAUAACCCUAAGUCCCUAUGUAGAAAAUAAUAUUUACUGGUGAUUUUUACUGUUUAACAAAGGUCCACAAAAAGACUUUGCUGUUGUGUAAAUCAUAAUGAUAUUAAUCAGAAUAUAAAGACAACUGAUUUUUUUUUUUUUUUACAUGGAGACAGGGUGCAAAGAAAGUCGUUUUUACAGCUUACCAUUCGGGCAAGCUGAAGCUACAGUCUCAGACAAAAAUAGUUGGGACACUUUAACCAAACGCUGUUUUUUCCCUUCUCGUGCUCCCCUCGUCCCUCUCAAAGUUGUUUAUCGCGGUUUGGUCACCAAAUCUUGUACACCAACAUUGAGGGGACAAGGAGACCCCAAAGUGUCCCAACCAUUUUGACUGAGACUGUGUUUUUGAGGAAUUUUAGUUAUGUGACUCCUCGUUGGCUCUAGUGGCGGGAAAUCGCUAGGCAGGUAUAUGCACGUUUCGGAGCCAUUUUUUCGGGAAAAACAUUAAAGAUUUCAAGGAUAGAAAGAGAGAAGACAAUUAAUAGAGGAAAGAAGUCUUUGUUUCUUUAAUUACAACAUUCCACGGUAUUAAAAAAGCUUUCUACGUAUUAGGGUUAAAGAGUGAACAACGGAUGAGUCAAAACUGCGCGCAUUAUUUCGCAGGCUGUGUAUCUUGCCGCGAAUAUCUUGUACCGGUGGAGACACGAUUGGACGGGUCACCAUAACGGGUCACCAUACUAUCCAGGGCGUUUUCUAAGAGCUCUCUGGUAUAUAUAAUGGAUUAAGAAAGAAAAGGAUAAGGUACUUUCAUACUUAAUUGAAAUAGCCAAGGUUUAUAUCGCCUUGAUACAUGUAAGACAAGUUAUUAAAACUUUGAUCAUGGUGACACGAUUGUUCGCUGAAAGAAACUUAUAAAUAUCUUAAUUGAAUUAAUGUACGGUGACCCGUGUACACGUCGAGUAGAACGCUUUUUUGGAGGUUUCAAGGAUAGGUAGUGUCCUCGUUUUAUAUGAUUCAUGUUUUGUACCUCAAGUCCCACAUUUAUGGCACAGUAGUUUGUUUUAGAGUUAUUCAGGAAGGUGUAUAUUUGGGAUAAAGAAUGAGAACCGAUGUCACCAUUUGGCGCAAGGCCAAAUUAACAUAUGUUGUAAACAACUUAUAAAAAGUUGUCGAUUUCACAGCAGUAGCCUGGAAUAUCAUUACGAAACUUUUUGGCGUCGGACCAAACAGUUACACUAUUGUUGGACACCCUUUUUACGCGCUUGUAGUCAAUAGUAUCUUUAGAAAUUUAGAAAGCGGGAUACUGUUCUCGCUGAUAGGUCUUGGGAAUAAUCCUGGCUUGUUGCAUUUUCCUCCAAACUGAGGAAAAGUUUCCCCCUUUCUCUCGAAAUCGCUUAAUCGCUCUUUCAGCUGUCUUUCGCCUCUUGCCCUUAAGUUAGAAAUGCGUCCCUUUGAGCCUUGUUCCUACACUCUUUCUUGGCAAAGAGACCUUCUCUAUUAUUCUCCACACAUUUUUUUUGAGAAAUGUGGCACAUUCGAGCGCCUCUCUGUAUAUGAAAACCCUGAAUCUUACGUAGAUAGUAUGCACGUGCUAUAUUGUCAUGCUAUCAAUCGGCCACAGGAAAGCUAUUUGUGUACGGUUUAGUGCACACUCAGUUCCUUUUAUUUUACAAUACUCUACUCUGCCCAAGAAAUUUCUGCGAACUGGUCAUUCUUUGUGUUAUGUUGUUAUGCCCAAAUAACUUAGUUCACUGCUAUAGAAACGUUCGCGAAACACAAUGGAUACCCAACAAACCGAAAGCCCGUCGCUUGUGACCGACCUACAGAUUAACCUCUGUAUCUGUCAACACGCCUUCAAAUUCCUCCCUGACACAGUCUCAGACAAAAAUAGUUGGGACACUUUAACCAAAUGCUGUUUUUUCCCUUCUCGUGCUCCCCUCGUCCCUCUCAAAGUUGUUUAUUGCGGUUUGGUCACCAAAUCUUGUACACCAACAUUGAGGGGACAAGGAGACCCCAAAGUGUCCCAACCAUUUUGACUGAGACUGUAGCAUUUAUUAGCCCAAACAUCAUUUCAGCUAGCCCCCCAAAUUUUUUGAUGACCAGAAUUGAUUUCACAGUUCUUUUGUAAGGUGACUUCCUCGAACUACUUCACUUGCCCGUGGGGAAAGUUAAGGACAUAAUACACUAGGCCAAUAGUGAAAGCCCCGGGCCAUCGGACACUACUUUCUUUGCAUGCUGAUAGAUCAAGCACACUUAAACUAGUAUGGCUUGUUAGUGCCAGUUUGGUUUGUCAAAUUCAAGCCUAUGGUUUAGAAUUUGUCAGUUAGUCAUGCAAAAAUGUCAAGUCAAAUACAGUAAGUAAUACAGUACAGUAAUUUGUAAGCAAACAGCUGUAUAUGUACAUGUACUUAUCGUCACCUUGACAAGCCCCAUUUGCACCCAUGUGUAGACUCCGUAAUACUUAUAUAGAUACAUGUACCAUUCAUUGCUACACCCAUAGCCAGCUGAGGACACUUUAGUCUUUUUUUUCUAAGCUCCAUAAGGAGGCACCACAAGGAAAAAAUCCCCUUCUUUGGUCCCCCUUCAUGUGGUAAACAGUCCACCCUAUUGGACAGUAAAUUGAGCGAUGAUUCAUAUUUUCUGUAGCAGUGUUCUUAUUUCAAGCAGUGCAAGCUCCAAUAAGUAACCUCAUAUCCUAUGUACUGCUAACAGUAAUGGUUGCUUAUGAGAGUCAUUCCUGUUACCGCCCAGCUCUAGUUACAGACACUUUUGCUGAUUGAGGAGGCUGUCUGCUUACGGGAGCUUUUGACAGCGUAAAUAAAACCAAGUACUUUAUCUGUUCCUUCAUUAACAAUAAGUUAACAAUGAACUGCAUUGUGUUAGGCACAGGAUAGUGAAGCAGAUGCUGACACAGAUCUUCAGAUACACUGCAUCACCUGUGGUCUGCCACUGGCCCCUAAAGUGGCCCUUAGACACAUGGAGAAGUGCUUCAUGAAGGUACGUGAAGUAAAAGUUAAGCUGUGUUAGCCUUUGAGGUAGCUCUUUUGGAGGAACUAACCUCCUGUUUCCAUGAGAAAUCUUGCUCGUAUGUGGAAGUUGUAUGUAGCAGUAUAGCUGUUAAAAAAAGAAAAAAUUUCCAAACCAAACGAAAGCACUUGUACCUUUCAAUUCCCACCUCCAGGUAUACAUGCUGAGGGUGUUAUAGUCCAGUGAAAAUCAGGAGUGUUCUGUCAUUCAGUGUAUUAGGAUGUUGUGGAUCAUAAAACAAGAGUACUUUAAAAAAUCUCAAUAGUAUGAAUAGUAAUGUAUAUGUUGUAGUUAAUUUUUUAUCUCAGGUAAUUUAUCUUUUUCUUUUGUUUAAACUUCAUUAGCAUACAUUAACAUACCCAAAAACAAAAGAAAAAUAAAAAUUACCUGAGAUAAAAAAUUAACUACAACAUAUAUAUAAAGUUUUUUUAUGGCUGGCCCCGUGAGCCGGCAAGAAGAGGCCAAUCCUUUGUUCUGGUUGGCUUGGCCAGUGGGCAAUAUAGGUCUGUCUUGCCUGCACGAUAACCCAAUUUGUCGUGCAAGAAAAGAUUUUACCUUGUUCAUAAUAAUAAAUCCUUUUUUAAUCUAGCUUGUUCAGGUCAAGAUGGCUCCAUAUUGGCUAUGUUCUAUCUGACCUUGACCCCAUCUCAGUCCAUAAGAUGACCCUCUUGCUUUCAGCAAGGCACAUAGAAACUUUGUGAAGGUUUAAAACUAUUGGAAAUUUUUUUUUUCCUUUCGUUUCCCUCAGAAUGAAAGUUUGACGACAUUUGGGUCCAUCUACAAAAGUGCUGGGUAGGUUAUGUCAUUGCUGUUGUUUUUCUUUUUUUCAUGAGGAGUUAGUGCACCAACCUAGAUCUACGGUUUUAGUACAGUUAUUCUACACAUGAAAAUAGAUUGUUGGUAAUCCUCAUUCUUGCUGGGAAUGCGCUUGUCAGUUAGGGGUGGAGUGUGUAGGGCUGCUGGUUAAGGAUGGGGUGGGUGGGGUGCAUGCCAACUCUAGAAUUUAGUCGAGUCAUGUAAAAAUGAGGGGAAAAAUAGAGGUGCAGACGAAUCAAAAGAUCCCCUCCCCUUUUUGUUCUUUUACCCUGACUCCCUCUCCCACUGACUGCAAGUUCUACUCAACUCGAUUCUUUGUAGCAGUCACAAACAGAUACACAUACUGUGUGAUAAUCUUCAAUAUUACAAUUAACCCUUAAUUUUUCUCAGGAAUCUCUUCUGUGAUUACUACAACUCACAACAAAAAAUCUACUGUAAAAGACUGCGAGUUCUGUGCCCUGAACACACAAAGGACCCAAAGGUAUAUUCUAGUUAGUUUUACCGCGGUUUACCUUGACAUAGUAAGGUACAGUGGAACUCUUGCAUCCCAAAUAUGAAAAAACAUAAGUGUACUUUCUUGAAUGCUUUUCAUGUUAUGUGCUAGCUGAAAGGGGAGGGAGGGUAAGUUGCUUCUAGUGAUAGAAACUUGUACGACUGUUUAUACAGUAAAACACAAUAUUAUUCAAUAGGCACAAAGUGUUGCUGUUUUGUUCAUCACAUAUUAUCUGUUUGUUUUAACAGAUAUCUCCCACUGAUGUGUGUGGUUGCCCCUUAGUUACCAACGUCUUUGAAGAAACUGGGGAUUUCUGUCGGGCUUCCAAACGAACUUGUUUAAAACAUUACUGCUGGGAAAAACUUCGACGAGCGGAGAUUGAUCUUCAAAGAAUACAACAGGUGAGGUUGUGUGUUUGUGAUAUGGAGGAUUUAAUAGCUCAGUGGGUGGGAGGGGGGGGGGUACUCACCGAAGUUUUAUACGGGAAGUCUCGACCCUGAGGUCCACACCCUUUUAUGAAACAUUUUUGACAGAAAAGUACCCUGGGUGCCAGAGACUUUUCUAGCGCGGUUUCCGGUUUCUGUGCUUCGCCGCUCGUGGCUUCGGCCUUCGGCCAACACCGAAAAUUUCCGCUGCACGCGAGAAAAACCUCUUGUACCCAGAAAAGGUACCUGUAUCGUCAACCUUCUACUGACAGAUAGUACCUCUUUGACAUACACGUACCUGGUUUAGAACAGUACUACAUUCCUUUAUCUUCUUAAAAUGCUCGUUCUUUUGAUACGAAUAAAUCACUAAACUAGAAAAUUUACUUGUCUCUUUUACACCCAUAAAAUGCAUCUGUGAGCCCUUUUUAGUCCUUUUACAGAUCUGUGUGAGGUUCAAGUUUUACGUUUACGCGCGACCUUCCGUUCAAUGUCUCUUUUAUCAUAAAUUGCCUCUAAUUUAUAUAUGCGCGUAAAAUUUACGUGCGUGUCGCGUAAAAAUUACGCAACAAUGGAAAUCCACCCUUAGGAAGCAACAUCAUGAUGUAUAGAGUAAAGAUCUUUUACGGUUCACAGUAAGGAUUACCAUGUAAGUGUCCGGAUUGAUAUGACAAGUAGCCCCGCUGGUUUUACUUGCUUCUAUUAUAUAUUUCAUUUUUGUAGUGGCUCAAACUCGAAGAAGCGUUCGAACAGGAAAGAUCCUUGAGGUACAAUGCAGCUCAGAGAGGUGGUGUGUUAGGACUCCUAUUGCACCAGACGAUAAGCCAUGAGUAGCCUCCAGUCUCUCCUGUCGUUCCUGUUACGUACCGGCGUAUGACCUAUGCUUGUGGAUUACGCCUUCCUCGAGGGGCGAAGCUAGAGGAGAAUCCUGGGGUGCCUGUGACCUCUCCACCUGCGACCUUUAUAAGAUACAUAUCUAGUUUCUUCCCCAAAACGCCAGAAAAUCGAUAAAGCACAGUCCAUGUUAAAAUCUUGAAAUUUGCAGUUUUUGAAUGACGGUAUCUAUGCAGGUAUUUUGUGGACUUAUCCCAUCCCCCUCCCCCAUCACACACACACAAACACGCUCACUGCACAAGCAAAAAAUUUCACUUUUUUCAUCAGUUGUGGAUCGUUGUCCGGUCGACGUGACAAUCUGCCAAGUGUAGGGUGUGACACAGUGUGAAUCCUCCACCCCCCUCCCCACUUAAAUGCUCGCUACGCUCUUGUUCUCUCCUUUUCAGAGAGGAAAGCAUUCCAGUUUUUACGUCCCUUGUAAUAUUUCUGUAAAGUUAAGAAUAAAGUAAUUAUUUUGCCGAUGUCCAUUUUGUUGUUUGUUUUUCGGUAAAAGCUAGUUACAAUUAUAACAUUUGUUUUGGUUUUGUCAACCUUUAAGUCGACCCGCUUUUUAGCCUGCUAUAAAGCAGGUGUAUUUUGCGGCGCGGUUCAUAGUAAUGCUAUCCCGCCAUCUUGGACGUUAAUACUACCAGUAAGUUGGGGCGAGUCAAAAACUGACUUCAAGUGAGAGGUUGAAGAUGGCAGCGGCGAUCAAUGUACCUCUGAGGUUACGUUAAAAAAACGCACUUGUACUUGGUGAGGAGCAGGAGCCCUGGUGAGAAGUUUUUAAUAACUCGUUAAAAGAUGCAGUAAAGGACUAACCCUCCCUACGGGCGGCCGCGGAGGGGUGAAAAGGACGCUGCUGUCUAUAUAUAAAAUUGCUCUUGUUUCAAUUGAUGCGUGCUUUUGAUUUUUUAAAGUUCUAAGUUUCGUUGAAGUGGUUAGAUUUAGAGCCAAUUAUUUGUUUUAGUGGCUCUUAUCACUUGUCACUUGACGUGGGAAGGCCAUUAGAGAUGCGCGGGGUAUGGAAUCUAAUCAAACUAUGUAAAUGAGGUAUGAUAAUCUGUAUAUUAAUGAGAAUUGUUCAAGUGAGAUCUUAUCAGACUCUGAUCGUACGAAAGGCAAGGCUUGUAUAAGAACAGGUAAGAUACUUAAGCAGAACAAUGUGUUGAACGACCAUAUAGAAUUCCUGUUGGACGUUGCUUAGUUAUCAAUCUGUAUGGUUUGAAUAAUGCUUCACGAACAGCCAGCUAGCAACCCUACGCAGACUCUACGCAUAAUUCAUUAAUUGCAAAAGAUUGUUUUAUUGACUCAAACGCGGAUUUGUCAUUCUAGUUCCCAGAUUUCUGUAGUGUCAUUUACGCCACUUGUUUAAGUGGAAAGCUUCUCUCGUGAUCUCUCAUAAUAUAUUUUAGUUGGCUAACCUAACCUUUUUUAUCUGCGCCUUGUUCGUCUUUCAUGGCCACGCAGCCGUUGCGUGACAAAAGAAGAUUCUCAGACUCCAGUCAAUACCGUGCAUAUUACGAAGGAGAUGGGUAGCCUGCGGGGUUAGUAUAUGGCGAUAGGGGGGAACACUCCCCUCUUUCCCCUUCGUGUGCGCGCGUCCUCGAAAAUCAUCUCUUCGCCCUAACAAAAUCACCGCCUACCACACAGGCUUGGCGAGGGACGGAGCGUAUGGUGCCUUAACGCUUCGUUGGGCCCUCUCCUACUCGUCCUCUUUCGCUCCGGGGAUGGAGUAGGAGAGGGCCCUGGAAGCGAGGUUGAGUCUAUGUGUGUACGUGAAAUGAAAACAGCCAGUGUAGCUCACAGUGGGGCAAGGAAAAAGGGAAGAUUGGGGAGAGAAAUCGAAGAUAAGGGAAGUGAGUGCCGGAUCGUCCGGGUUGGUGUAUUCCUGAAUAGGAAUGUCGAUAACAGUAACUGGCGUUUCAACAUGUCCGGUAGUGAUGUGAAGUCAGUCACUGCUGGGUUAAACCCAGCGCCUGGGACGAUCCGCCACGCCGCGGCUUACUUAUGACACGACUCCUUUUUCCAAACCAUUCACUGUGUCAUGUCACGCCUUAAUGUUGUGAACCAUUAUUGACUUUAUUGGACGUUUUUGAAUUUUCCAGUUCCAAUGAGCAGUCAAAAGUUUCCAAUUUUUCAAGAACGUGAAGGCGAAUGGACGUCACCAAGCACAUUCUUAAUUCAAGGAGUUCCGAUUCACCAAUUUUUCACCCCAGAUCCAGCAGUCCUGUACAGUUACAUAGUAAAUUUUGAGACGAGAACAGAAGAUGUUUUUGUUGUAAGUUAUCCUAAGUCAGGUAUGUAAAAUUAUUCUUUUAGAAAAGAGACAAGCCCCCUUUCAUUCUCUAAGGGAAAAGCCGUUGGGGCCGACGAGGUUUUUCAAGGAAGUCGGGAAGAAGAGUGGGAAGUGGGGGGAGGUGGGGGGCUACUCCAUUAAAUGUAGGAGGGGUGUGGCAAGGGUUAGACCAAGGAAGGUUUUCAAAAUCAAAAAUUGACCCCCUUUGUAUUGCCCGUGUCAUGGCGUUUUCACCGGCCAGUUUAUUUUUAGAACGAUUUAAUAAUGAUAAUAAUAAUAAUACAUAAUACAUAAUACAUAAUAAUAGUAAUGGAUUUAUUCAACAUUUCCACCAGGUGGCUCUUCAUCUGCUCAAAAAAAAUAACAUUUGUAAUGUAAAAAUGUAAGAGCGGUAAGAUAAGUAAGCAUUUAAAAUAUGUACAAAUAAAAGACCUAUUUACAAUAAAAAGAAAUUUCAUUAAACUAAAAGGUUAAAUACUUAAAAAUCAUCUUAGAGAACUCGCUAAAGUCACUACAGUUCCUUAUAUAUUGAGAUAAAAUGUUACAGCUUUUAUUAGCUUGAUGUUGAUAGAUGUAUGAUACUAGUGGGAUUUCAAGCUGCGUGGCUGCACUAGACCUAAGAGUUCGAUUGUGCUUAAGUUACUUCAGUCGCAAGUAACCUGGCUUUUCGUGAGAAAAAAUCGCCAUUGGGAACUGACUUCAGCAGCGGCCAUUCAAUAUGUUCUCUAACAGGUAACCAGUUAAGCUCUAUGAUAUCCUCUCUUUCAACCAGUUUGCCUACAAUAAAGCACGUACGUGCUGUUUGCAUUCUUUGGAGGCGUUUAACAAUGUGAUGUGGUAAAUUAUGAUAGAUAAGACAAUUAUAAUACAACUUGGAGAGUACUAGGGCGAGAAAAUUCCUCGAUUUCUUUAGGAUUGCAAGAGUGCGAUAGCAAAAUGCUGAGACUUGCUUAACAUUUUCUUCCCCUUCAAGAUGGUGGUCAAUCAGGGGUCCCUAAAAGUUUUUGACGCAUAGUUAAAAUAUCUUUUAAGUCAUCGCUUCGUGAAAACGCCGGUUCAUCCGUGACACAAGCUUGCAAAAGUUCGGUUUUUUAUCAAGCUUACUUAAUACUUGGGGUCAAUACCCGAAGUGGUUAUAAGAAGAUUUAAGCGUAAGACGGACUGUCUUAGCUCUGGUGAACCCUAGCUAUGGAAACGUCAACUUUUGAUUAUUUUCACGGUGGCAAGUUAACGUUAACUACUCACUUGAUAAAACCAUAUGCCCCUGGCCGCCACCAACGCAGUACCACAGGUUCUUUUGAAACCUAUCCCUUGAUUUUAGCAGUACACAGUUAGAUGGGAUUAGUUAGAUAGCUAGUUGCCAUCUUUUCUGUUGUUGUUGUUCAGUUCCUUCGACAUGGCUUAUCUUUCCUUUUAAGGAACAACCUGGUUGCAGGAAAUAUUGUGGCAACUUUUUAAUAACGGUGAAAAGAGUUCAAGAAAGAUUUUCGAAAGAGUUCCAUUUUUAGAACGUGGGACUAGCCCGGAUCGACCAGACAUCCGGGCUCUCCCCAGUCCACGCCUUCUUCAUAGCCAUCUAACAUACGACGUCAUACCUAAAGGAAAUCAGAAUUCUACAAUCUGCAAGUAUAUUUACAUUGCACGAAAUCCAAAGGAUGUUGCAGUAUCGUUUUAUGAAUUUAUGAAAGACCAUGGUUCAGAGGCAGGAUAUAAUGGUCCCUGGGAGUUCUUUGCAAAGCUGUUUAUGGAAGGAAAAGGUGAGGUUUAAAUACCAGCCUGUGCAUGCUCGAAGUAAACCCCCUCCUUAUAUUGUGAUGUUACUGUUUCAUGUGUAAAAAUCUAUAGAAACUGAUAGGCAAGAAAAAAGGCAAUAUGCACCAGCAACGAGUGUGUAAUUUUCUCUUGUUUGUUCUUUAGCAGAAUUUUGCAAGGAUAUUGCUAUCCUUCAUCUGUAUAACACUGCCCAUUAUAGUGUAAUUUCUCUUUCUUCAGCGCAGCUUGCAGUGAAUUGUUCAUCAUAGUUUCCACCUUGUUGUCAUUACUGUUGUUUAAUCACCAAGGUGAAAAAAGGAACUCAGAGAAACUGUUUUGUGUGUGUGUGUAGUGUCCUAUGGUCGGUGGAAUGAUCACGUGAUUGGCUGGUGGAAACAUGCAGAUGAUCCCAAUGUUUUAUUUCUGAGAUUUGAAGACUUAAAGAAGGUGAGAAGUGUUUGUAGAUGAUUCUUUCCUAUUUCAGCUCAGUUUAGUUUCUUUACGGGUAGAGAAUUAGUACGCGCUACCAUAUAAUUAGUGACAAGUUUACAUUGUAGAUUAGAUAUAUAUUCUGUAAACCCCUUUUGUUAUCCUAUCUUAAGAAGUUCGUUUGUUGGUUUUUGCACAAAAUAAUGCAACGUGCAGUAUCCCUUUGAUAUACGUAAAAACUCAACAGAGAUAAAGAUGGAGAUGCUACGCCUAAACUUGUAACCUAUCUAUAAAAAUUUAAGUCAGCUGCAUUACUUAAGUCAAACUUUAAUUUUGCUUUUGGAAGCAGCUCACCACAGUGAGAUCGGGAUGGUUAUUGACUGAUCAAUUGUUGAAUUUUUGACCUUCAGGACUUGUCACGCCAAGUUCGGAUAAUUGCCGAGUUUCUUGAAAAACCAGUAACAGAGGACCUCAUAAAUAAAGUAGCUGAGCAGUGUACCUUUAAAGGAAUGAUGAUGAAUGCCUCAAACUACUGGUUAGGUGACAGUGCUGAAGGACCUAAACUGUUACGUAAAGGACAGAUUGGCGACUGGAAAAAUUACUUUACCUCAGAUCUGAACGAAAAGUUUGAAAACGAGGUUAUGAACAAGAUUAAAGGAACUGGGCUAGUAUUUAAUUUUGGAGUUGACUUUCAAAAUUCUGGCGACUGUGCGAAAUAG